Molecule: messenger RNA, 1446 nt
Organism: Hyphopichia burtonii NRRL Y-1933
Lineage: Eukaryota; Fungi; Ascomycota; Pichiomycetes; Serinales; Debaryomycetaceae
Gene: PEX12
Product: ubiquitin-protein ligase peroxin 12
Exons: 1
Biological process (GO): protein monoubiquitination; protein import into peroxisome matrix
Cellular component (GO): peroxisomal importomer complex; peroxisomal membrane
Molecular function (GO): protein binding; zinc ion binding; ubiquitin-protein transferase activity
Source: RefSeq, a predicted model, not a curated record
AGCCAACAUGGAGUACUAUUCGUCUUUGGACGCAUCUCAGCUAGAUUCUGAAACCCCCACUUUAUUUGAGCUAAUCUCGGCCAGUCAAUUAGAGUCCCUUCUAUCGCCAUCACUUCGGUACAUUUUGGUUCAUUAUACCCAAAGAUACCCCAACUACUUGCUUAAGAUCACCAAUCGGUUUGAUGAGCUUAAUUUGGUGUUUAGAUCGUUCAUAGAAUGGUAUUUUUUGAAGUAUUGGCAAGGAUCGUUUACCGAGAAUUUCUACGGGUUGAAAAGGGUUCGUCAAACACCGUUAUCGGAUAAGAAAUACAACAGCAGUAAGUUGACGCAGUUGGUUCCAUCUAUGGUUGAAGCUCGAAGGAGUUUAUCUGGAUUACAGACCAUAAUCUCGAUCUUUGAGAUAACGGGGGUUUCCUAUCUAAGUGAAAAAUUCAAUUAUUGGCAUGAAGUAUGGUACUCAAAGUAUAUAACCGGCCAAUUGGACUUACCAGAGUAUACGGAUAAGAAACAGUACUUUCAGACUUUGUUCAAGAGGAAGUUUGUUGAAAUAUUCCCUACUGUUCAGAGUAUAUUGCGGGCAGGGAAUCUCAUAACUACCUUACUAUAUUUAAGUGGAGGAUCUAAAUCUCCAACCUUACUAACUGCACUCUUCAAAAUGAAUUAUUCCCGUUUGAAUCAAUACGACUAUCAAAAGAAUGAACCGUCACCUCUCAAAGGCGAUAAAGAAAAACCAAACCGUAUAUCUCCUCCCACCACCAUAGAAUACAUAUUGCGUCUUAUCACUAACAAUUUCACAAGGCCCUCCUGGAAAGCUAUAAGGCUUGUAUUGGGCACCUUCUUCCCGGUUGCAAUCUUCACCUUGAAGUUUUUGGAAUGGUGGAACAACUCUGAUUUUUCCCUGAAAAUCGCUAAAAAUGAAGGUGAUGUCUUGCAGUCCCUAAUUCCUCCUCCUUCUACCUUGAAUAGAAACUCCUCUUUGGAAAACAAACUUGAAAAACUGUACAAGUCGGGUGAUAAAUGCCCCUUGUGUAAAGAGGAAAUUAACAAUCCUGCUAUCAUUGAGACCGGGUAUGUGUUCUGUUAUAAGUGCAUUUACAACUACCUUACUGAAUCGCAUAAAAUAGUAGGGAAACGAGCCAAAGAGUCGGCAAAACAUAACACCCACAACGAUACUGAUUCUGAUAGUGAUUCCGAGGACGACGAAGCUGAAGAUCACCCUGAAAACGUUCCAACUCAACCUAACUACGAUGUUAGCAAAGGAGGAAGAUGCCCAAUCACUGGUAAAAAACUCUUAGGAUGUAAAUGGAACCCCUUAACUGAAGAAUUCGAGGUCGAAGGCCUAAGAAGAUUGAUUUUUUAGUGCUCUGGUUAUAUUUAUUUACCCAUUUAAUACGUAUUUAAUAUGAUUAAUGUGGCUGCAAUAUGUAGAAGAGGGUCAAAGAGCGA